AUCAGUGAAUGGAACUACACGCCCCCAGCAUGAAAGAAAGCGGCUCCAUGUGUCAGGUGGAGCAGCUGCUCUGCUCCAGCAUCUCAGUCCCUGACACAGGAACUGGGCUGUGUCGCCUGAAUGCCAAAGGACACCACAAUUACCACCCCUACAGCCAGCAGGCCUGGAUGGGCAGCUCAGCUCCAGCCGUAGCUCUGGCCUCAGCCCUUGCCUCCGCCACAGAAACCCGGCACAGGGCCAACGGGGUGUCUGCCUUGUGCAGCAGCCCAGAGUGUCCAGCUUCCAGACUGGAUGAGGGAAUGGCCCUGGCCAAGAGAGGUGCUGGGGUUGGAGCAGGGAAAGUGCUGGUGACAGGGGGAGCAGGGUAUUUUGGAUUCAAGCUGGGCCGAGCGCUGGCCAGUCAGGGGGUGGAGGUGGUCCUGCUGGAUCUGCACAAGCCACCCUGGGAGACUCCCGAUGGAGCCCUCUUCCAUCAGAGUGACAUCUGUGACUAUGACUCUCUCCAUAAGGUGUGCGAGGAGGUGGACUGUAUCUUCCACACAGCUUCCUUUGGAAUGUCUGGCCCAGAACAGCUGAGGAAAGAGCAGGUGGAGUCUGUCAAUGUUGGAGGGACAAACAACGUCAUUAAAGUGUGUUUGGAGAAAGGUAUCCCCAGACUGGUUUACACCAGCACGGUCAACGUGGCAUUUGCUGGCAAACCGAUCGAGGAGGGUGACGAGGAUUCUGUCCCCUGUGUGCCCCUGGACAUGCACAUAGAUCACUACUCCAGAACCAAAGCUGUUGCUGACCAGAUGGUCCUCUCAGCCAAUGGGUGCUCUCUCAAAGGUGGGGGCAUGUUGCGGACCUGUGUUCUCCGACCAUCCGGUAUCUAUGGCCCAGAAGAGAGAAGACACCUACACAGAGUCAUGGGGAACGUGGAGCGCAGGUUGUUUAGCUUCAGUUUUGGGAACCCCCUGGCCAGGAUGAACUGGGUCCAUGUAGACAACCUUGUGACAGCCCACACACUGGCUGCUGAGGCCCUCACCACUAGGAAGAACUGUGUGGCAAGUGGACAGGCCUAUUUCAUCAAUGACGGAGAAUCAGUUAACUUGUUUGAGUGGUUGACCCCAUUGUUUGAGAAGCUGGGUCACAGUCGACCCAUGAUACACCUGCCUGUGUCACUGGUGUAUUCCGCAGCCAUCCUAAUGGAGUGCUUACAUGUUGCUCUGAGGCCCCUAGUGGAAGUCCCUUUGCUGUUCACCAGAAAUGAGGUCCGAAACAUUGCUGUGAGCCACACCUUCAAGAUUGAUAAGGCCCGUCGAGACCUUGGCUUCUGCCCCAAACAUUACAGCCUGGCGGACUCUGUGGAUCAGUACCUGAGGUCUCGACCCCUGACAUCUAGCUCCUCUCUCCUGAGCCUCUCCAAGGAUUCUCCCCUGGUCCUGCUUCUAGUGGUGGGGAUCAGUCUCACUGUGCUGCUGCUCAGCUUCUUGCUCUGGGAGCACUAGCCAUCUAGAUAGCCCAUUAGCCUAAAACACAACCCCAAACAGUGUAGCCCCUGACUCAGGUGGGUCUUCUAUAAUAUCCUUCUAAAUCUAUAGAAAACAGUAACAUAUAAGGUUAUUUUCUUGAUGGUUUUAUUGUUCCAUUGGAGAUAGUUUUUUUCUAUGAUAAGCUGUGCUUGAUAGUAAGUAACAUAAAGUUUUUAGUGUUUGUAUGUUUUCUUUUUCAUUUGGUUAAGAUGCUAGGUUAUUAUAAAGAAGAUGGUAUAAUGUGUACAAGGCUCCACUACUAUGUAUAAGUCACAUGUCAUAUGUUCCACCUGAAAGGACUGCUCAGCUGGUAGCCCGAGUUGACCCACAAAAUGGUGGGUCAGAGGAAUGUACUGCAUGACUUUUGACUCUUCUUUCUAUAUUCCUUGUAUGCAACAAAAUGUCACAAAUACAAUCUGGUCACGAAUACUGUUGAUAAAGUACUUUAACCUAAAAGCUAUAGUUAGUUUACUGCUAUUCCUAAAGAAGAAUGUGUUUCAGUUUUGUAUGCAUGUGGCAUCUGACUCAUCUGACUCAUGUAUAAUGUUACUUAGAGUUUAACAUUUUGGCAGACUGUAGGCAAAACUAUUUCUGACAAAGACAAUGCUUUUUUUAAAUACUGUAUUUAGAUGCACAGUAGUACAAAACUUUGUUAGUAAAUAACGCAUGCUUCUCCCCACUUCUUCAAUGUUGGGUUUUUGUUGUGAUUUUCUU
This is a messenger RNA of Osmerus eperlanus (European smelt), 2225 nucleotides long. RefSeq names its product short chain dehydrogenase/reductase family 42E, member 2 (gene sdr42e2). Bases 9 to 1487 code for a protein of 492 amino acids. The record is from RefSeq and is a predicted model, not a curated record. The transcript has 11 exons. Gene Ontology annotation, biological process: steroid biosynthetic process. Gene Ontology annotation, molecular function: 3-beta-hydroxy-Delta5-steroid dehydrogenase (NAD+) activity. NCBI's taxonomy places the organism in Eukaryota, Metazoa, Chordata, Actinopteri, Osmeriformes, Osmeridae.